This is a messenger RNA of Tachyglossus aculeatus (Australian echidna), 1299 nucleotides long. RefSeq names its product neurofilament heavy polypeptide-like. NCBI's taxonomy places the organism in Eukaryota, Metazoa, Chordata, Mammalia, Monotremata, Tachyglossidae. The record is from RefSeq and is a predicted model, not a curated record. Bases 1 to 1299 code for a protein of 432 amino acids. The transcript has 7 exons.
AUGUACCAGAAUCCCAGGAACCCCAAAGUCUCAGGAGCACCAGGCCCCAGAAUCCAGAGCCCCAGAGCCCUAGGAGCCCCUUGUCCUCAGAGCCCUAGAACAACCCGAACCCGACAGUCCUAUAAGCCCCAGAGCUCCAGCAGCCCCGGAACCCAGGGACCUGGACCCCAGGAGUCCUGGAGUCCCAGGAACCUCAAGUGCACCAGAUCCCCAGAGCCCCAGAGCCCCCGAAGAGGCCCAGAGACUCAGGGGCCCAAGGACCCAGAGACCCGGAGCCCCAAGGAGCCAAAAUGCCCCAGAGACUCGGACCCCCAGGAAACCAGAGCCACAGUUGCCAAGAGGGCCUCAGAGUCCCAGAAUCUCAGAGCCGAGGGAUCUCCAAUACCUCAGAGCCUCGAGAACCAGGAAGCCCAGAGCGAGCCCCAGAGCACCAGGAAAACCAAGAACAAGGAGGCCAGGAGACCUAGAGCCUCAGAAGCCCUAGGGUUAAAAAAAUCCCAGAAGACCCAGUACCUCAGAGACCCAGGGUCCCAGGAGCCACAAAAGCCUCAGAGACCCAAAUCCCCAGAACUCCAGGAUCCCCAAGACCCCAAGAGUCCCAGCGCACUAGUGUCCCAAGAGCCCCAGGAGACCCCAAACCCCAGAGCCCCAGGAGAUUUAGAGUCCCAAGAACGCCAGAAGCCCUUGAGCCACACAAAGUCCCAGAGCCGCGGGAGCUCCAGAGCCUCAGCAGCCCCAGGUCCCCAGUACCCCAGGAAACCCAGAAGUCCUAGAGCCUCAGAGUCCAGAGUUCCAGAGACCCAGGAGCCCAAGAGUUCCAGAAGCCCCACGGCCAAAGAGAGCCUCAAAGCCACAGAGCCCUGGAUUCCGCAAACCUCGGGAGCCGUGGAGUCUCAAGAACCCCAGAAUCUCCAGAACUCCAGAGCUCCAGGAACUCCAGAAGCCCCCGGAGCCCCAGAGCCCUGGAGGUCCAAGGACUCCAAGACAUCCAGAGACUCCAAUCUCCAGGAGACCCAGGGUCCCUGGGAGCCCUGGAGUCCCAAGAACCGCAUAAGCCCACGAGCUCCAGCAGUUCCCGAGCCACAGAAUCUAGAGCUCCAGAGGCCAGAGAGUCCCAUGGUUCCAGAGACCCAGAGUCUCAGCUUCCCCAGAGCCCUAGAGACCCGGGGCCACAAGGCCAAAGAACCCAAGAGUCCCAAGACUCCCAGAGACCGAGGAGAUCCUGCAGCAGCAAAGCCCCAGAUACCCUGCGCCCCAGGAGUGCCAGACCCUCCCAGAGAGAAACCCCAGAGCCGUUGA